Suillus clintonianus is the source of this 423-nucleotide messenger RNA. RefSeq lists its product as uncharacterized. Gene Ontology annotation, molecular function: nucleic acid binding. Lineage: Eukaryota; Fungi; Basidiomycota; Agaricomycetes; Boletales; Suillaceae. The transcript has a single exon. Bases 1 to 423 code for a protein of 140 amino acids. The record is from RefSeq and is a predicted model, not a curated record.
AUGAAAGGAGGGGAAGAGAUAGACGCGCUAAGGUUCUACCUUGGAUCGAACGAGGACCACACCGUUUACGAAGGAGAACUAGUGGGAAUGGUAUUAGCGGUGGAGCUGCUCAGAGGUAUAGAGGAAGAGAACAACACGAUGGCACUAGGAGCAGACAAUCAAGCCGCGAUCUUAGCGACACAAGCCUUCAACUCGAAACCGGGACAUUACCUCAUGGAUAUAUUCCACGACGACCUUCGCAUAGUCCUACCAGAACAAGACCGACGCCAGCUAAUCAUCUGCUGGUCACCAGGACACUGCGGAAUCCAAGGGAACGAAGCUGCCGACACCCACGCGAAAAGAGCUGCUAGGAAAGACACAUCAGAUACCAGACGCCUCCCCCAUUCUCUCCGCUCACACUCCAAUCCAAUAAUCCUUCCCUGA